Adineta steineri is the source of this 1695-nucleotide messenger RNA. The record is from the annotation of a GenBank genome assembly. NCBI's taxonomy places the organism in Eukaryota, Metazoa, Rotifera, Eurotatoria, Adinetida, Adinetidae.
AUGGAUGAUCAACAAAUUGAAAGUGAACGUAGUACAGAUGUUGAUGAAAUGGAUACAUCUGAAGAUAAUCUUCAAAAACCAAAUAUUUUCAAUAAAUAUUUACCUUUUAACGAUUCAAUUAAACGGCAAGGUUAUGAUUUUUUCGAAGAAAUUAAAGAAAAUAUAUCACGUAUUAUACAAUUACGUGAAUUAAGACCGGGGUUUUCACAUUGGUCAUCGAAAUUACAACGUUUUAUGUCAUUAUAUGGUCUUCAUUUUACAAAAGUUGAUCAUAUUAAAUUAAUUCAUUUAUAUUUAUCAGUACUUUCAAUUGAUGAUCUCGAUUUUUCUCAUAUGGAUAAAAAGAAAAAGAGACAAUUAUUACAGAAUCGUGAAGAUUUUAUUGCUCAACUUUAUCAAGAAUGUAGAUCGAUAAAAGAAAUAAAUAAAUGGUCACAAUUUGAACCGAUUUACGAAAAAUUACAAAAAGUGAUUGAUGUUGAAAAGGAACUUUCAAAAUCCAAUCCAAUUUGGAAUCGUGAAGAAAAAUUGAAUGAUUUUAUCGAAUGGUUACAUACCAAUGGUGUUGAUACCUCAAAUUUUGAAAUUGAUUCAUUUGAAAAUUAUGGAUUUGGUUUAAAAGCAACAAAAGCACUUACAUCUGAUGAAUGUUUUCUAACUGUACCACUUUCAAUUAUUAUUACAACGGAUACAAUUAUGUCGUCUCAACCAUUUGCUUCAUUGAUUAGUAAUGAUCAAUUACUUCAUUCAAUGCCAAAUGUCGCUUUAGCAUUAUUUCUACUUCACGAACGAUAUCAAUCAUCAAAAUGGAAACCAUAUAUUGAUGUUUUACCAAGUCAUUUUAAUACACCAUUAUAUUUCGAUUCUAAUCAAUUAAAUAGACUUAAAUCAUCUACUGCACUUUGUGAUAUCUUACUACAUAUACAACGUAUAGCUAGGCAAUAUUGUUAUUUACAUAAUCUUCUCAAGAGUCAAGUGUCACUUUCGAAACUUUCGGAAAAUUUUUCAUAUGAUACUUAUCGAUGGGCAGUUAGUGUUGUUUCAACACGACAGAAUAAUAUAUUGAAUAAUAAUGGAGUAGCUCAAUUAGCUUUAAUACCUGUUAUGGAUUUUCUUAAUCAUCAAUUUGGUCAAGAAUGUAUUCAUUAUGAUCUAAAUCUUAAACAAAUUGAAUGCAAAACAAUGAAUGAUAUUAACAAAAACGAACAAAUAUUUAUGUUUUAUGGUAAACGAACAAAUGCGGAAUAUUUAAUUCAUAAUGGAUUUGUACCUGAACAACCAAAUCCGAAUGAUACAUAUUUAUUAAAACUAGCUCUUCCAAAGACAGACAAAGCUUUUGAAGAAAAACGUCAACUUCUAGAACGUUAUGGAAUAGAAACAUCGGAUAAAUUUCUUUUAUUUGUUGAUAAUGAACUUUUCAAUCCGGCAAUAUUUAUUUUUAUUAAAAUCUUUCUUAUGAAUUUAGAUGAUGUGUCUAACACACUUUCAAAGAAUAUGACAAUGGAUGAAUUUUUUAAUAUAUAUACAUUAGAUCAAGAUAAUGAUGUUCGAACAUUUCUUAAAACACGUAUUCAAUUAUUAAUACGUUCAUUAAAUCUAACAUGUUUAACAAAUAAUGAUUUCAUUGAUUAUUUAUUAAUGUCUGAACAUAAUAUAUUAGCAUCUGCUUUAAAAAAACUUGAACUUCCAUUUUAA